UUUUUUUCCCCUCUUUCCAUCUUUUGAAGAUUCAGCCACAAUAUGAUAAAAAAAGUCUCUGAUCAUCUUGUCUUUUUUAUUCAUGGCAUGGGUCAACAAUAUGAAGAAUAUGGACGUUUAGAGCACCAUGUACUUACAAUGCAAAAGAAUACACAACAAAUAUUACAACAACAAUAUCCAAAUCAUACUCUAAGAAUACAAUACGUGGCAAUAGAAUGGCAUAGUGUCAUACAUGAUCUAGUGGAUACGAAAAUGGAACAAGCAACCCUUGAAACAGUUCCCAAAGUACGGCUGGCUACCAAUCAUUGGUUGAUGGAUUGUUUAUAUUAUUUCUCAAAACCUUAUGGACAAUGCAUUAUUGAUACUGUCUGCCAACAAUGCAAUGAUGCAUAUCGUCAGCAUGUGGCUAAUUGGCCGGAAUUUACGGAAAAUGGAGGACAAGUCCAUAUGAUUGGAUUCUCUCUUGGUGGCGUCAUUGGAUAUGAUAUUGCUUCUAUGCAAUGGUUUCCUGAACAAGAUGGUCCUGCUCCUUGGCAUCAUCUUUCUACUGAUUCAUCUAUCAAUAAUAAUCCAUAUUAUUGCUACAAACCUGACAUUCAUGUACCACUCUUGGAUUUCCAAUUACGGUAUCUAUUUACAUGUGGAAGUCCUGUCGCCGCUGCGUUAGUUUUUAGGGGAUUGGAUUAUUUACAUUAUCGACCACCACCACGUACAAAACUAUUCAACGUCUUUCAUCCAUUUGAUCCUCUUGGCUAUCGUAUUGAACCAAUGGUGAAUCAAACCUAUACCUCUAUCCAUCCUGUACGACUAUUACGAGCUCAACGACAACGUAUUCUACCCAAAAUCCCCAAUCUUGGUAUUCGAUCUUCUCUUGCAAAUGCUAAACCUUUGAUUUCCAAAGCAAGACGAACAUUUUGGCAAUAUCUGGCAACCAUUUCGAAUGAGUCUGAAACGGAAGAAGGAAUCAUCACCAAUUCUGAGGAUGACGAUAGCGACGAUAUCAGUGAUAACAACGGCAAUGACAGUGAUGAUUGUAUGAAUAAGGAUGAUUGUCAUACAAUGGAUACCUACCCAAAGAAGAAAACUUCUCAGUCUCCAUUUUCUUUAUCCUCCUCGUCUGGUUUGGUCUACCUUGGUAUCAACAAUAAUAUCAAUAGCAACUCUAUGGCAUCCCCUGUGCUUUCUACAUUCUCUGUUACGAUGCAUCAUUCAUCAUUUCCUUUACCAUCAAUACGUUCUACUAUGAAAAAGCUACUCUUCAAUACCUCACGAACACCGUCUGUUACCUCUGUUCUUGCCACCAAUACCCCAGAAGACUCAUUAUUAGAUGACUCACACAUAACUGAACAACAAAUGGAUACAGAAAAUAAUAACAACGACGACAACGAUGCUGACAAUGAUGAUGAUGAUGAUGAUGAUGAUGAUUAUCAAUCCAUUUUAUCAACACAUGAAGACAAGGAUGAGGACGCAAUCUCCUUUUUUACUGCAUCAACUUUUGAUCCCGUGAUGGAGCCUUUAUCUACUGCAAAUACCAGUAUUAGUACCAACAUUGGCAACAACAGCAGCGAUAGCAAUCUAUCAACACCUUACUACCCUUUAUCUACGGACAAGAUGGAUGCUUUAUAUGAUAACAAGGAUCUGAUAGAUGACGAGACAAAAGGAAUCGUAGCCAUGGAUGGCUCAAUAUACCCUAGAUUGGAUUAUGUUUUGACGGAAACAGUCAUUGAUACCUAUGCAUCAGAAUGGAUUGUUGCUAUGAAAAGUCAUUUCAAGUAUUGGGCCAACAGAGAUCUUGUUUUACAUAUGGUCAAUGCAAUGGUGAAUGAAAUAUAGUGAUUCCUCUUUAUCUGAUCGAUUUUUACUCAAGUUUUUAUUUAUUUAUUUAUUUUUUUAUUAUUAUUAUGAUGAUACACGUUUUUUUUGAAAAUAAAAUAUACCAAGUUAUAAAC
Molecule: messenger RNA, 1949 nt
Organism: Halteromyces radiatus
Lineage: Eukaryota; Fungi; Mucoromycota; Mucoromycetes; Mucorales; Cunninghamellaceae
Product: DDHD domain-containing protein
Exons: 7
Coding region: 43-1833 (596 amino acids)
Molecular function (GO): metal ion binding
Source: RefSeq, a predicted model, not a curated record